AUGAUAAUCGUUGGCCUGGAAGAUGUUAGAAAACGGGAUGGUAUAUCGGAGGAGGAUACGAGUAGCGAGAUCACGGAUGUUGACGAGCAGUCCACAACAUUACGUACAAGCUCACAGGAACCAGGCAUCGAGCACGUUCAAAACAAGCCCAAUGCUUUGAUGUCACUAUUGAAUGGGAACCAGAGAGCGGUGAAGAUGAAGAGAGUGGGAGAAAUUGCAAGAUCGUGUGAGUCUACUGAUGGUGCUUCAUCAUCUACGGAGUCUCUCUCGAAAACCGUGUCUCCAAGUUGUGAAUCAGUACUGCUAAUGUCAAUUUUGAAUGGAAAUAAACAAAAACAAAUCCCAAAGGAAGAUGAUACAGUGGAGUCGACACCUCAGAAUACAAUAGAAGCACCACUGCUUCUACCUAUAACGCAGCCCGAUGCACUUGGAUCCACUCGAAAUCACUCCCACAUGCUAACGUCGUUGCUCAAUGGAAAUAAAAAGGUAAAAAUACUGAAACAAGUGGAGCAAGUGGAACAAGUGAGACCAAGUGCUCCAAAAAACGAUCAAAGCACGGAGACCUUGGAGGAAAAGGUCUACUCCAAAGUCAAAUCCACAUCGGUGAAGGCGUUAUUCUCGUCGUACAAGAAAACGUUCGACGGUAAUGUCAUCAUACGACUACCAUCAGAGCAAUUACUGAGGAUACAAAACUCUUCAAACGCACAGUCCAAAACUGGUACAGAUCACUCUUCGAAAGAUCUAGAGUCACGUAUUUUCCACAAUGCCAAACUGACCUCGGCUCGAGACUUGUUCAGUAGUCUCGGGGCUCAAAAUGAUAACGUCGAUGAGGUCAAAUCUUGUAUGGUCACAUUAAAGGUAGAUCCUAAAAAGUUGGCCAAAGUGAGCUAUUUUGUUACGAGGGGAAAUCAAGGUGGUGGAAAAUCCUGCAAGAAUUUGUUUAGUGAAAUGAUGACAGCGAGUCGUAACAUCAAGUUGAGUCCACUUCAGAAAGCUAAAGAAAUCAGCCCGCCAGUGAUGAACAAAACUGACUUUCAUGUGUUUGAGGGUGGCUCAAGAGACCAAAUAAAACCCAGAUUGCGGAAACCAGCACAUUUGGAAGACCAUUCUGGAUAUGUGCCUGUCCUGCCAGCAGCUGUUGCGAGUGAGACAUACUACUACGACACAAUACAGGUUAACAAAAAGGAGCAUGCUUUGAAAAAGUUGCCACGACUCCAAAAGACUGCUCCUCUCAAUGCCAUCUUUAAAAGACUUGGUAAUGAGACUGGAAAACAAUUGUGGGUUGACAAAUUUCGGCCCGAUUCUAUGCAAGAUCUACUAAUGCAUAGGCAAAACAUUGACCUUAUAUCGCAGUGGUUACGCAACUCAUUCGAAAAGCUCCGAGAGCAAGCUCCCUUGAGGAACUUAAAUCAAAGGUUGAAGAAAAAGCGGCUCGAUUCAUUCAUUGUCGAGGAAGAAGCUGGAGAGGAAAUUUCGCUGCCGUUUCUCAUAUUGCAAGGGUCAAGCGGUUCUGGCAAAUCCACAGCUGUUUAUACCUCAAUGAAAGAGAUGGAUGGAUACGUCCAUGAGAUCAAUAGCGGAAUGGCAAGGGGCCGCAAGGAUAUCUACAAUAGCUUGAAGGAGUUGUCGACUACUCAGCUUGUUCAUGACUCCAAAGACUCUAAACCAGGGUUGAUCUUCUUUGAGGAUGUUAAUAUCCUCUUUGAACAAGACAAGACAUUUUGGCUGGUGGUGCAGGAUAUUAUAAACGUUUCGAAACGGCCAAUCGUUAUCACAUGUGAAGAAUUGUGGAACAUUCCAAAAAACCUUCUUGAUUUUGCCCAGGAGGAUGAUUCAAUUGUUUUUAUUGAUGAUCGUAUAGUGUCGAGAAAGCUUGUUGUUGACUAUUUGUGGAUGUGCUGUUUGUCGGAGGGUUUUGAUGUUGAGGAUCAUAUUCUUGGCCAGAUUGUUGAUGAGAUGUGGAAUGGCCAUAAUUACGAUUUACGUGGGUGUAUAAUGAGUUGUGAGAUGUUGUGUAAGAAGAAGCUGGACAAUGUGGUGGUGAUUAGGACAAGAUAUGAGGGUGAAGCAUCCGUUGUGAGUGACUUGCAAGCAAAAGCAUUCAACUGCGAGUUGAACUCGUGUGGUGAUGUUUAUGAAAGCCGUUGUGAAUCUCAGAUCCCACAAGCUAGGACCGAGAAUGAAUUAUUCGAUAUAUAUUGCGUUGAUGACUCCUCUGGAGGGAGUUUACCGUUUGAAUUGAAUAUCGGGAGUGAACUACAACAGGUAUCAAAUUGUGAUGCAACGGUUCCAUCUCCAAAGUUUACAUUCAAUGACUUGCAAUACGAGUGUCAGCAAUUCAUUGGUUCCAGAAGUAAAAAAUUGUCAUCCUACUACUACCAAGACUUUGGGAAGAGAGCAACCCGCUCCAGCAGCGAUAUCGUGGAGCCUACAACAGGUAUACCCGAGACGUCAUUCAUCUACAAUAUUUCGCCAGCACCAUUUACACUCGAUCUAUUACCGUUUGCUAGAAUAUGGCAAGCUUUCCAAACACAACUUGAUAUAUUCGAAACCAAAACAUUGAACGAAGACAAACCGAGUUUGAAAAAGUUCCUACAAUACCGUGACUUCCAACACAAGUCAACACUAGCUGGAACAUUGAAAGUAGAGUAA
Lodderomyces theae is the source of this 2652-nucleotide messenger RNA. RefSeq lists its product as uncharacterized. The record is from RefSeq and is a predicted model, not a curated record. The transcript has a single exon. The coding region runs from base 1 to 2652 and encodes 883 amino acids. Gene Ontology annotation, cellular component: nucleus. NCBI's taxonomy places the organism in Eukaryota, Fungi, Ascomycota, Pichiomycetes, Serinales, Debaryomycetaceae. Gene Ontology annotation, molecular function: DNA binding.